CGAUGGAGGGGGUGCUCGCAUUGUCUGUCGGGACGGUGGCGGUGCGUGAAUGUCUGCCGUCUGUCAGAAACGCUCGCUGAUGCCCAUUAAGGCUUAUUAGAGUAUGAAGUAGACCCGUACUGGAGAUAGAUUCGCAAGCGGCAGUGAUCCCUUUUCUUCCUUCCUUCAUUCGUUGAGUUUCUGAAACGGUAAGACUAACCGACCCUAACUAACUAGAGCAAGCGCUUGUUGCGUUCAGCCGGCGAGAGGAGGAGAGGAGUGGCGGAUCGGCGAGGAGGCGCACGGCGCUUGAUCGCAGAGCCAAAGGCGGCCGAUGACUUCGGAGAGCAGCAGCCAAGCGCAACAGAAGGAGGAGGUCGAGCCGGGAUCAGUCGCCCGAGAUCAAGAGGAGAAAACCGGCGAGGACCAAGGCGGCAUGGUGACCACCAAGGGGGCCGGUCUGAAUCCCAAUGCUAAAGUGUGGCAGGAAAUGUCUGCACCAACCACCCAGGCUCCAGAGGCAGCCACGGAGACGUGCCAUUGGCCACAAGCAGAUACUGUCUCCACCGAAGAGUCGGAAGGUUUCAAGGAGUAUGGUGUUGGCUAUGGUGACUCUGAGUCAGCCCCUCCUAUUGAGAACAGCAUGUUGAAUGGCAUGGAGUCCACAGAACUGGCUUACCCACUCUUUGAACCAGUGGAGGGUGAGAUGGUCGAGGAGCAGCCUCCGCUGUCUGAAGAGAGUCUGAAGGAGUCACUGAAGAAGCAGCUAGAAUUUUGCUUCUCAAGAGAGAAUCUCUCCAAGGACCUUUACCUGAUGUCUCAGAUGGACAGUGAUCAGUUUAUCCCUAUUUGGACUAUUGCAAGUAUGGAGGGGGUCAAACUGCUGACUACUGAUAUGGACCUGAUACUUGAGGUGCUACGAGCCUCUCCCAUGGUGCAGGUGGAUGAGAAGGGUGAGAAGGUACGGCCAAACCACAAGCGAUGCAUCAUCAUCCUCAGAGAGGUUCCUGAGACCACACCUGUAGAGGAGGUGGAGGCCCUGUUUAAAAGUGAGAAGUGUCCGCAGGUUAUCAGUGUGGAGUUUGCACACAAUAACAACUGGUACAUCACAUUCCAGUCUGACACUGAUGCUCAGCAGGCCUACAGAUACUUGCGUGAAGAAGUCAAAACCUUUCAGGGCAAACCAAUUAUGGCUCGAAUCAAGGCCAUAAACACGUUCUUUGCUAAGAACGGUUAUGGGGCCGUAGACUCUGGGGUUUACUCCACUCCGUCACAGUACUCGUCUCCAGUUUACCUGCAGCAGGUGUACCAGCCUCCACAGCAGUACCCUGUCUAUAGCCUCCUGCCACAGACAUGGACCCCCUCACCGACCCCUUACUUUGAAACGCCACUGGCUCCAUUUCCCAACAGCACAUUUGUUAAUGGCUUUGGCACAGCAGGAAACUACAAAACUGGCUCCUCUCCAAUCAGCCUUACGCGCAACUACCCCCGCAACCGACUUCCACUUUAUUCCCGAAAGAAUGUAAUCAAUGCCUUCAGGAAUCAUGUAAAGCCACAGCCUCGUGCUGACGUGUGUCAGCUGACAGAGACUUCGUCAGGUACCGGUAGUCCCCAGCCUCCAUGCACCCCUACUUCAGACACCACUGCCUCCACCCUCACCCCGCUCUCUGAACCGCCAGCAUCCCCCAGAGAGAACCACCACUCAGACUUCAGCAGCCGGGCCAGGAGAGGAAGCUAUCGUGGCAUUAGGAGGAGAAGAGAAGAAGAAAGAACGAGGCAGAAUCCUGAAUCAGAAGUGAAAGCUCCACCCCCUAAUUUCGACCUCGCAACCACUAACUUCCCGCCAUUGCCAGGAGGUGUCCCGAGUCGUCUGCCAGGUGUGACCGUGCAAACUGAGUCUGUGUUGGAAAAUCGCAUGGCAGAUGUUGUUAAGGGCAUCAGCAGGGACAAGCCGGAAACAAGUAAGCAAGACGUCAGUCAAGAUCCUGGAACAUGUCCAGCGGAAGCUCAAUUGACUGGACCAUCUACUCCAGCGCCAAAGCUUCCUGCCACAAAACAGGACACGCCUACCACUAGUACAUCAAAUCAAGUGAAGAGACCUGAGAAAGAGGUUCAGGUCUCUGACGCACCUCCAGACCUUGCAUCGGUGACUACAAAGCACGUCCAGCCCAUUUCUGCCCCCAAACCUUCACGCAGCCAAUCAAGCACUUCAAGCACUGCAUCUACACCGCCUGUCCCAGCAAGCGCAACUGUCCAGGAGCCUCGGAAGCUGAGCUAUGCGGAGGUGUGUCAGAGGCCACCCAAAGACCCUCCCCCUGCACCGGCAGCCCCGCCCAGCCCCAGUCCCACACCUUCUCCCACCACAAACCAACCACUACGUGAACUUCGCGUCAACAAAGCGGAAGGCCCAGCCUCAUCCCGCUGCAGUCCUGGUGAGAAACUGGAGAAAGGAAACGAGAGUCGGACGCCCAGAGAGCAGACUGGCUACCAACGUGGUAACGGCCCCAGAGGGACAGGUUUUAAGCUCAGAGAACAACAGAGACGGCCUCUACAGGGUCGGCGCUCCUCUCCACAGAUGGGGUACAACAGACGCAGUGGAAAAGAACAAAACAUCCCACCCAGAUCACCAAAGUAAUGCCUCGUAUGCCCACAACACACGUGCACACUUGUGUGUAUGCUUAGAUACACAACUUAUAUAUGAAAGUAAGAGUAUAUAAAUCUUUAUAUGUAUAAAUAUCUAUAUAUAAAUCUACAUAUGAAAACUGGACUGUCGCACUGUGGUGUCAAAGAACCCUCUGCUUCCCAAAUGACUGUGAUAUCUGGGAAGUUGUUCCUUAAAAAUACAGAGGAAAUCUAGGAAUUUAAGGAAGACAAAAAACCUCUUACACUUGAAAGGAGAAAUGGAGGCUAUGCUUCCUGUGUUGUCUGUGAUUUACAGCAAUUAAUUAGCUUGUGAAUGAGUUUUGAUUUUACUUGGAGUGUUUAAGGUCCUGGCACUAGUGUACAAUGCUGUUCUUUUAUAUAUAUAUAUAUAUAAUAUCUAUAAAUGAUAGUAGUGCUGUUGGUGAGAAAUCAAGCCAGCACAUGUUCUCCAUAUGCAACAGAUCACACAAAGACAGCAUGGCAACACCCCACCGGUCCAUGAGUCACCAGUGUGUGCGGUUAUUUCUUUUUUUUUUUUCUUUUUUUUCACUUCCUAUGUUUGCACCAGUCCUAAAAGGGGCUGGGGAAAAAAUUUGAUUCAGAUGUGAUGCUUUUAAAAAUGAUCGAUGCACAGUGAUUCAUAAGUGUUCUUUAACUUAUUCAAAAUGUGCACAAGAUGAAACAUAAUAUAUUGAUACAAGGUUCCCACAGUCCUGGAAGACCAGGGAAUUUUAAAAUUGAGAUUUGGAGACUAGGAAAAGUGAGUCACAUCACCAUUAUAAUACUUCAGAUAGAAAUUACUUUAAUAUGAUGAGUCUGAUUUUAAAUUAUUUCUAAAAAUGUAUUUACCAGAACAUGGUGGAAACUUGUUGAUAUUUGGCAUGUCUUUUAAAAAAACUCUCAAGCAGGUAUUAAGGGUUUCACAUGAUUCGUAAAGCGAAUCAGUUGUGCACAUAUGCCAUUGUAUUGUAAUUGCUUCGUGACUGAAUCAAAAUGAAUGAUUAUGAGGUGCCUAUAGAUUCCCACCCCAGUCUAAAACUGGAAGACAAGUGUGUGUGUGUGUGCGUUGUUCAGACAAAGGAAGAGGAAAAUGUGUAGGUUUGAAGGACACCGUGAGAAUUAACAAGAAGUUUGUCAUAAUGCCGAACGGAUAAAAUAGUACUAGACAUCCAUUGAAAAAAAGAUUUGGACAUAUUGCGGUGUAUAUUCAAGGUGAUUUUUGAGUUGGUGGUGUUCUGUAUAAUGUCGUAAGGUGUCAUGUGUGAUGUCCAGUGUUUCUGAAGGCUGGGUCUGUCAGUAACCGAAAGAUCAAGCUGCUUUUUUUUGAAAGAAUGAAUAGAAAUCAUCAGUGUACAUGAGUAAAACCACAGUUUGUCUUCCUUUCCCUUGGGAGUGCAAGUCUUGUUAGUGUUUUCUAGUGAUCAGGUUAUUUGUAGUGUCUGCUUUUGACAAUUUCUGUUUUCUUUUCUUUUAUUUAUUUUUUCUCCCUCUGCUGUAGAUGCUGGUGACAAUAAUCAGGUUGGAUUUUAUGCUCUGUUAGUGUGCUGCUUCAGAAUCACUGUUCAUGUCCAGUCUGUGAUAGAGUCAGUCUGUGUUUUUCUUCGUAUGUUUGUUUAAUGAUAAUCUGUAUGUGACGCUUGCGUUUAUGCCUGUACAUUUUCAGGUAUGAUUACAUGUAAUAUACCUGCUACAGCACUCAUAAUGUACCUGUCAUCCAAUCUCAUGUCGACUUUGGUAAAAGAGAGGGAACUCAGGACCUCAGAGGAAAUCGGUGAUGUUUAUGACUGCUAAUUUUGUCCAAUGCAUUCUGCUGGAUUCUUUUUUUUUUUUUUUUUAUUGGUAGCCUUUUGAAUUCAGUAACCACAUUAAACUGUUUAGUGGUCUUAAGUUUCAGUUAAUAAUGUAUAUUUGAAUGUUUUAAAUGUUUAAUCAGCGACACUGUAAUGCAUGAUUCUCUCCUCAAUUUGUUUUUCCUCCCCUCCUUAUAGUCUCAUUCACAUGUAUGGAUAGGCUGUGCACAGAUCCAGACCAAAGUCAAAUCAGCAGAGAGACAAUCUCAGGAAGUGCUGUUUAAAUGCAGCAGCUCCUCCCUCACUCCUCUCUUAUCAUUCUGCCAAGGGCAGGGCCACCGUUGAAUGAGUGAGUGGUUAAAAUCAUGAUUAUGUUGGUUAGUGAGUUGAACAAUGUAUGUUUUAGUUUUAUGAAACUUGUGUGUAGAACCUUAUAAAGGUGUCCUAUGAAUAAUUUCUCAAAAUCCCCAACUUUCUAUUUGACUGUUUUAGACAAAAGGAUGGAGGGAAAGUUCAUGCAUCAGUUUUGUUUUGUUUUAAUUUAUUUUGUUUUAAAUUGUCUGUUUCUUUAACUUUCUUUAGUGUGGCUUUCUUGCCCUAACGUGUGUUAUUAGUUUGAGAUGUUUUCAGAUUUUUGUUUUCUAUAUUUGGCAAUAUUAUCCUUGGGCGCAAAUUAUUUUGAAACUGUGCCACUUAAAUUAGAAAAAUCAGUGGACCUGGUUUUAUUUUUUUAUUGUUUUAUCUGAAUUAAUGGAUUUGAUUCAUAACUGGUUGGUGAAAUGAAAUGUAUUAUGUUUUGUUGCUAAUCUCAUAACCUGUGUAGGCUGUAAGCUUUUUAGACAUGAAAUGGUGCAGUUACGAGUAGCAAGUCUUUAGCCAAAAAAACAAAAAAGAAAAACAAGUAUUGACCUUUUUAAUUAUAUAGGGGGGUAGACAUAGCAACUGCUGAGUGAAGUGUUUUGGAUGAUAUUGUAGAUGUUCAAUGAAAGAAAAAAAAAAAAAAUGCUAAAGGAAAUGAAAGAAAAAAAUAAAUGAUAAAAUGAUUUUAA
Onychostoma macrolepis is the source of this 5461-nucleotide messenger RNA. RefSeq names its product La ribonucleoprotein 4Ab (gene larp4ab). The transcript is spliced from 17 exons. Gene Ontology annotation, cellular component: cytosol; cytoplasmic stress granule. Gene Ontology annotation, molecular function: mRNA 3'-UTR binding. The coding region runs from base 314 to 2614 and encodes 766 amino acids. Gene Ontology annotation, biological process: positive regulation of translation. Lineage: Eukaryota; Metazoa; Chordata; Actinopteri; Cypriniformes; Cyprinidae. The record is from RefSeq and is a predicted model, not a curated record.